CGUCAAAGAAUUCAGUUAUUCACAGUUUCUCAAAGGGAAACAUGUGGAUGACUGCCUAAGGAGCCCUCUGGAUGAAUCUUCAGGAGAAUGAGUUCCCAGCAGUGUUGAUCUGUUUUCCGCGAGAGUUAACCACUUCUUCACCUUUUCUUCCAGAACUCCCUUCACCACACUUGCCUAGUGUUGAUUUUAUAAGUCCCUUGUACAAACCUUUGGACUACUACUACCGACCUCUGGAUUUGUCCGCCAUUCUGGGCUAUCCCGUCCCAAACCGCGACGAUGUGCAGACGUUCCUGCCCAUGGCUCCAUGGGGCCAUAUUCUCAGGGGCGACCCAAAGGGAUACUCGCCUCAUUCACCAGGGCAGAACGACUUAGCGAAGGCUGGGCAGGUGGAGACUGCUCAGACCAUGUGCCACGUUGCUCUUGACGAGUGCCAGAAGGAUGAGGGAUGUCGUCCACUGCUUGACGGUGUCAUGCUGUGGUGUGAGCACGCUCACUGUGAACCUGACCGCUGUCGUACCGCUCUGCAGGAGUUCUACCAGCGAGUUAGCGUCUUACGUCGUCUACAGGUGGCCUUCUGUGUUUGUAGACAAAGUGAUCCUGACGGGGAGUGUCUGACAGCCAUGAGAAAGCUUCACCCUACAUGCGCUGAAAGACAUGCUGGAAGAGAUCCCAUGAGAUGCCACAAGAUCGCCGACCACUGUCGCAAGAGCAGCGUCUGCAGAAAGAAACUGCAAGAGUAUGAGCAGAAGUGUGCAGCAGACGCGGUGACUGGCCGCUGUUCAGACACGCACAGAAGCUGUCAACAAGCUGUAAUGAACAUCCUAGGCACGGAACUGCACGCCACCUGUGUGUGUAAAGGCACGGACUUUCUGCACCAGCACGACUGUUACACCUGGCAGAAGUUGCUCUGGUCCAACCCCUGUGUCAUUGAAUCCCACUUGAAGUUACAUGAAGAGAUAAACAGUGGUGCGAGUGAGGAGCUGGACGAGAUGUUUCGCCAGAUGACCCCCGCCCACACCACGCCCGACCCACGACCACCUUACAUCCAGCCCACGCCCGAGGACAGCGACUUCAGGAGACGCGCAAACGGCUACGGAUCAAUUCGAUACAGACCGCAAGAGCCAGAUCUGGGUCCUCGGCCCUCUGAGACCUACGCUAUCGACCGCAACAACAAAUGGGAAGGAGGUCGCCUGCCGGGGAUAUCAACGGACAGGAAGACCUCGGGAGGGAUUGGAAUACCCUUCGAUCGAAACGGAGAAGUUCACGUGCCCCCGAGGACUAUUGGAGGUCACAACAUGAACAUCAAUCUAGGAGGCAGCAACGGCAUUCGUUACCCAACAGAGGACACUCACGACAUUCUCGAGAAAGGAGGAUUGGGUACCCACAACCUCGGUCCUCCAAUAAGCCCAGGAGUGGACGGUGUCCCUCACGGAAGAGAGAGAUUUGGCGGUGGUGUUGGUGUUGGAAGAACCAGAAUGGGCAGCGGUAUUAACAUCGGCAGGGGCAGAAAUGGCGGUGGCGGUAUUACUAUAGGCAGGGACCGCAACAGGGGCGCUGUUACCAUCGGCAGGGAUCACGGAGGCGGCAUCAGGGUUGGGGUAGACCGCCACGAACCAGACGGGGACCUGUGGAACCGUAACCGAGCGACUGGUCUGGGUGUGAGUCCAGACCGCAGCGGUGUGGACAUCUAUAACCCAGACCAAAAUGGAAACAAUUAUAGGAAUCGUCCUCGCGGCGAGAUAGGACAUGGGGGAACGUCCAUAGGAGAAACAGACGAGGGCGUGGUACUCGGCAGAGAGAAAUGGAGAGGCACCGGGCAUGGGGUAGGCCGUGUGGGUAGGCCUGGCAAGUGGCCUCUCGGCAAAGAACUGUACCCGGUGCCACCAGAGGAAGAGCGAGAGACUCGAACCCGUGCCCCUGGAUACCUUCCUGAGGGGCAACUUCCUUACGUCACCCCGCCCGUCUUCGUGGCAGUGACCUCCACGCCCCCGCCCAUGCCCGCGGGGGGCGCCUACCCCACCACCGUCAUCACUACCCCUACCGUCCCUAGGCGAACCUGCUCCAUGAAGAUUGGAGACAUGACCACCUUGAGGAUCCCUGAAGGAAGCACAAAAAGACACUACAAGGACUCUGACUGCUCUGAGCUGUGUCAGUGCCACUCUGCCGACGAGGACAGAGAGCCACAGGCCUCGUGCAUAACGCUGGCGUGCAUGGACAACAAGUCUUGCAACACCACCCAGGCUCACUACCCUCACACAGCUCCUUACUACCUUGCUUACAGAGGCAACUGUGUUUGUUAUGGCGGUAACUUCAUCUGUCAAAAACCUGAUCCAGAAGAGUAUAGCCUGGGCCCCGGUAUUUACCUCUUCCUGGGCUACAGCCGCGGGGAGGUUAAGAUCCUUCAACCUCACACCUCCACCAAUGAACAUGAGGCCGUCAAGUUUCUCGAGGCCAUCCUUAUCAGAGAUUACGGAUUCAAGUGCACGCUGGAGACGAAGCACCACCUGGGCGAGAACUUCAUCAUCCUGGCAGAACUCACUAUCAAUCCGGACACUUACAUCGGUUCUUACGCCAAGCAACGCAAAGAGAAGGAGGAGUGUGCUGGGCCCCUACAGAAGCUUGCAGACAAAAUCAAUGCGAGACCUCGUCACCCUGACAUCAUCACAGAUUCCAUUCUCUCCAUGUUUAUCCUUGCUGAAGUUGAUGUUAACAUCCCCGAAGCCCAGACGUCCCUGUCCGCCGCUCCUGUUUCCGUUCGUCUCGACCUGUUGGCUUUCCUAUCCAUGCUCAUUGGUCUUCUGCUGUUCUCCUACUGCGGUAGUGUCACCCUCACUACGGCCGCCACCUGACGGCUCCACUGAACACAAAGGGUGAUGCAUGGAGAUCUCGGACACCUCGAAGUGAGGCCACGAAGCUUCGAUCAGAGUGUUGGUUGAGGAACUUGGAGACGCACAAACUUAACAUUGGUUCUGGACCUCUGGGGAAGAAAGAAACUUUCUCUCUUGAUAAAUGCAGUUGUGUCUUGUAGUCAGGCAGUCUUUUAAGAGAAAUAUAAAAAAAGAAUUAUAGUAUUUUUGAUAAGUUCUUUUAGAGGACAUAUUAGUCAGUAAUAUGAUGUGACAGUGUAUAAUAAUAUUCCCCGUUCAUUUUACCAAAACGCUCUAUUUUUACACCACUUUAACAGAUCCACAAGUGCUUUUUUGAUCCCAGAGUGGUGAUGCUGACAUGCCCUUCAACGCAGGGUUGAGUGCCAAAACCCAACACAGAAAAUAAACCCAGUGAUACAGUCCUUUUGCAUUAAGAGGACACGCCAAGUCCACCACACACUGUAUGAUGAGAGCUCACACAACCCAGAGUAGAGUAAGGUAACAUCAGUCAAGGUUGGUGGACUGAGAAGUCAGCUCGAUAAUGUCAGCUAGUGGGAUGGUGAAGCUAAAACUUCCUGGAGAGGAAAGAAGGCAAAAUAAGAGUUCAUACAAAACACUAGAGAAUGGAAAAAAAAAAUUUAUGAAGACAGACACCUUCAGCCAUGUGGA
Molecule: messenger RNA, 3536 nt
Organism: Cherax quadricarinatus
Lineage: Eukaryota; Metazoa; Arthropoda; Malacostraca; Decapoda; Parastacidae
Source: RefSeq, a predicted model, not a curated record